This is a messenger RNA of Amblyraja radiata (thorny skate), 4962 nucleotides long. RefSeq names its product CAP-Gly domain-containing linker protein 4. Gene Ontology annotation, molecular function: microtubule plus-end binding. Bases 160 to 2325 code for a protein of 721 amino acids. NCBI's taxonomy places the organism in Eukaryota, Metazoa, Chordata, Chondrichthyes, Rajiformes, Rajidae. The transcript has 16 exons. Gene Ontology annotation, biological process: cytoplasmic microtubule organization. Gene Ontology annotation, cellular component: microtubule plus-end; cell cortex; nucleus. The record is from RefSeq and is a predicted model, not a curated record.
UUUGCAUCUGCCCGGUACGGGUGGGCGGCCGCGGGAGGAGCGAGGCCGCCGGUUGCCGCCGGUUGCCGCCGGUUGCCUGGAGUGCUCUCCCUCAACGCCGGCCUCCGUGACCCUGGUCAGCCGCUCGCCUACUCUUCAGCAGUUAACAUUGAAGAUCCGAUGGUUCGCUCAGUGAGUAACGAGACCAGCACUGAAAUGACGAAAGAAGAUCCUUAUGUAGAACCUUCCAACGAUGAGGACUCUGUAAGUGGAAAUUACAACACUAUAUCCUCAGAUUCUGAGAGAUCAGUUGUCCAUCCAGUAGUUUCAGCACCUAUGCCUACAGAUUGUGAAUUUUCCUUCUUUGAUCCACAAGACUCAGCAUGCAAACGAAUCCUACGCGAUCUUAAUACAACUAUUCCAGAAUUGUUUGCUAUCUUGCGUCAGUGGGUUCCACAAGUGCAGCAACAAAUUGAUGUGAUUGGGAAAGAGAUUCUGAGUCGAGGAUGCCAUGUGAAUGACAGAGAUGGCUUGACAGAUAUGACACUCCUACAUUACACCUGCAAAGCCGGAGCUCAAGGAAUUGGGGAUGCAGAUGUUGCUGCCAAGUUUGCUUCGCAAUUGAUAGAGAUGGGAGCAGAUGUUAAUAUCCGAAGCCAUUGGACUAACAUGAAUGCUUUGCAUUAUGCCGCUUAUUUUGACGUCCCGCAACUAAUAAGAGUAAUUAUGAAAGGUGCAAAUGCUGGAGCGAUAGAUGCCACCUGCAGUGACUUCAACUUUGGAACACCUUUGCAUAUUGCAGCAUCAAACCUUUGCUUGUCAGCUGUGAAAUGUCUUUUGGAACAUGGAGCCAAUCCUGUAUUUAGGAAUGAUAAAGGGCAGACGCCAGCUGAUAUUGUCCCUGACCCUUUGGACAUGCCCCUGGAUAUGGCAGAAGCCGCAGUGAUUGCCAAAGAAUUAAAGCAGACACUUUUGGAUGCGUUACCGCUGAUCUGCGACAUAACAAAGUCGACACUGACAAACUAUGAUCACAUCUCUGGGAAGGCACUGCUGAUGUCACUGGGCCUGAAGCUGGGAGAGAGAGUGAUGAUUGCAGGGCAAAAGGUUGGAACACUUCGAUUUUGUGGUACCACUGAAUUUGCCAGCGGCCAGUGGACAGGGAUUGAGCUGGAUGAACCAGAGGGGAAGAAUGAUGGAAGUAUCUGUGGCAUUCAGUACUUCAGCUGCCCUGUGAAAUAUGGAAUUUUUGCGCCACUUUCCAAGAUUAGUAAAGUUCCCACAGAGAAAAAGAAAUUAAGCAGGACAUCUUCAGUUAAAACAAUUUCUGUCCGAUCUCAAAAAAUGGAAUUGUCACAUGUUGCAUCAAAGGUGAACACAGGUCUACAUCCUUCCAAAAAGUAUGUUUCAAAGCCCCCCAUUCCUGUUCAGGAUAUUACCAAACCUCAAACCGGAACGGAAGCUUCUCUGCCUGGGUCAUCCUGCUCUUCCUCUUCCUCUUCCUCUUCAAUAGAGAGUAGACAAUCCAGACAAAGGCAGCUACUGACUCGACAACGGAGCUUGACCCACUCAAAGAAGAUGGCAACUAAACUGGUACCUGCCAUCACCAAAAGCACCGCAGGUUUGCGGAAGAGAGUUCCAUCUGUUGGCAGCCUGGACUGUGAUGAGACUCUUAAAGCUGAUAUGCAAAUUGGUGAUCGUGCCGUUGUUGUUGGGCAGAGGAGUGGAACGAUACGCUUCUAUGGGAAGACAAAUUUUGCACCAGGUUAUUGGUAUGGGAUUGAAUUGGAUAAACCGAAUGGCAGAAACAAUGGCUCUGUAGGGGGCGUGCAAUAUUUCACCUGUCAGCCAAAGCAUGGUGUGUUUGCACCUCCAUCGAGAGUUCAGAGGGUGACUGAAGCAAUGGAUUCCUUCUCAGAUAUUCCAACCAGCAAAUUCAAUCGAUCACUUAUAGGUUUCCAUCGAAGUUACAGCACUCCAUCUACUCUUCUGUCACCAGGGGAAUGCAAACAAAAGAACUCUUCAAACAGGCCAAAAAAUCCAAGCAUGAGACGAAGUUGGAGCAGCACAAGUACGACUGAGAGAAAUGUGAAGUUACACGAAGGGUCACAGGUACUGCUGAGCAGCUCCAGUGAGAUGGCGAUCAUUAGAUACAUCGGACCCACUGACUUUGCUCCCGGAGUUUGGCUUGGACUGGAACUGCGUUCACCUAAGGGAAAAAAUGACGGCUCCGUGGCAGAGAAACGUUAUUUUACUUGUAAACCAAAUUACGGAGUUCUGGUACGACCAAGCCGUGUGACCUACCGAGGUAUUAAUGGGACAACAUUAGUGGAUGAUAUUGAGGGGUAAAUGAUUUAUUUUUACCAAGGUAAGGAGAAUGUAGGAAAAUGUGAAUUUAACAUGAACCUAAGCCUGGAGUUUCCUCUCCAAUUGCACACUGAUUAUUCAAAACAAUUCAAACAAAUUCCAUAAUUUUUAAGGCUUGGGAAAUUUUGGUUAGUAGUCAUAUGGAUAACCUAAGUCGCCCACGUUUCCUUCAUCCUUUCCAUUUGUUUGUAAACCGGACAUUUGGCCGCAGCAUGAAACACAUGCUUAGGAAGUAUGGCAGUGCUAUCGUGCUAUAUACUUCCAUCCGCACUUUGUAUUCAGCCUCUGAAAUUCAAUUGAAUUUGGCACCUCCAAUCAGAAAUUAAUUUCUCGACAAAUGGUCCUACAAUUGCAAUUUUUUGGGUUUUUUUUUUUUUGCAUUUAUCCUCACCCGAACUUGCUUUAUAUUUUCUGCUUUAUCUGUGUGUUGAGGUAUCAGGAAAUCUACACCACAUUAUUCUCACAAAAAUCAGUGGUAACAUAACAAAGUUGUCACCUCUUAACAUUUAUGGAGAGAUUCACUCAUUUUGCUCAAAAUAUUCACCAGUUUGUAGAUAUUACUCCAAGAAAUGUACAGAAUUUCAUACAUGACAAUGUGUUUUCAAUCUAUCUCACUGAUUUUGAUCAUAUAUUUCACUCAUGUUUCCUUGAAGGUGACUGCUCUGUAUGAUACCAGAACUGAGAGGUUAUAACUAUCAAAGAAGAUUGAACAGCCUGGGACUUUUUUCUUGAUGUGACAAGGCUAAAGGAUGACUGAGUAGAGGUCAUUACAAUUAUGAAAAGGUUUGAUCUUGUGGAGGUAGAGAUGAUAUUGCAACCUGUGAGGAAGUGUAAAACUGGGAGUCAUAAAUAUAUGAUUGCCACCAGUAAAUCGGAAUUUUUUUUUAGGAGAAAUGUCUUUAUCCCAGAGAGUUAUUAGAAGGAGAAACUUGCUGCCAUUCGGUGUAGCUGAGACGAUGAACAUAAGGCUUUUAAGAUGAAGUUAUCUAACAACACGGGGGGGAAAGGAACGAUGGAUGUCUAUGCAGGGAUAGAUUAAACAGAUUGGAAGGGGCUAUUUGCAGCAGAAAUACAAGCAUGAAAUAAUUAGGCUGAGUGGCCUGGUUCUGUGCCGUAAAUUCUGCUUAUUUUUAUGUAAUUCCAGUAAUGACUUUUGACACUAAAAAAAAGAAUUGACCAUUCAUCCCUUAAAGUUGUUCUGCCAUUCUGUUAUAUAAGGUCUAAUCUAUAUUUUAUUUUCACUUACUCAUCUCUUUUCAUAUCUCCUGGUCAUCUUAGCUAUUGAAAUUCCAUCACUCUUAGACGGGAACAUUUCAAAUGACAAACUGCAUUUGAACUGCAGGGUGAAUUCCAAAUCUACUGCGUCCUUUAUGUGAACAUGUGAUUCUGAUCUCAUUGCCAAAUGACUUAAUUCUAAUUGAAAAAUUGUACCCUUUUUCUCUGAUUUCCCCCUACAAGAUGAAGUAGUCUCACCAUUGAUUCUGUCACAUCCUUUUCAUAUUGUAAAAAUCCUUAAUUACAUUCUCUCUCAACGUUCUAACCUCAGCAAAAAGGUAGUCAAGUUCACGCAAUGAGUCCCCAUAAUUUAACCCUUUAAGCCCUAAUACAGGCUAAAUGAAUCUGCUUUGUCUUAUUGCAUAAUAAUUCAACAUGUUCCCUUGGCUGAUAAAGAAGACUGAUAACUGAAUUAUCAAAAACUUACAUUUUAAUGAUCAAAUAAAUCAUAUACUGGUGUAGAUUCAGUGUUCAUUUCUGCUGAUUAUAUUAAACCAGUUAAUUUUAAUAAAUUUUGAAGGCUAUUUUAGGCAUAAAUUUACACAAAUAAAAUACCAUGGCUUGCAAAUAUUGUAGUUAUUCCAGUUUCAUCCAAAGAGGAAUGUCCAGGCUUAGGUUUUUCACAGAAAAGUGAUAUUAAUUUGAAAUAAUGGGUAAAAGUUUUGCAAUGCAGUUUGUAAGCAUGAAUAUGUCUCAGUAAUUGAUACAGUCUUUUGCACUCUUGAUGAAGGUAAUGCUCUGUCUUGUACCUGAUUAUCAAUAUUGGAUUUAUGUAUGGAAAGGCAAUUGUGUUACUGCUUAUUAGUACAUUUUAGCAUCUGAUGCCUCGUUGUGUGUACAGUAAGUGCCAUAGAGUAUAUACUCGGUACAAUGAAUGAAAGGAAGUGAAAGCACGAACAAAAUGUGAUGUUCCGGUUAGGUCUAUAAGGUUAUUUUAGUUCCCCAUAAUAGUUCUAAUCAUCAACAAUUGUGCGUACACAGCCAGUGCUGCUUUAUUGCUUACUGCUCACAGCUACAUUUUCCAAACAGAAGUUAUAUACAAUUAAUCUAAGCACAUGUAUUUCCAACAGCAUCUCUAGAUUUACCUUUAAAAAAUCAUUACAUCAGAUAUUUUGUGAAAGAGUGGUUCAAACUCAGUACAAGACAGGAAGAAAUGUGUUGCACUUUGAAUUUUUUAUAAUACAUAUUAUAUAUUUAGAUUUUUUUCAGAAAGAAUGGUUGAUAUUUUUGAAUAUAAAUGUUAUAGUGUGUAUAACACAAUUUGUGCUGUUAUAUUUCACAGUACUGAAGAAGCUACUUAAUGAGAAUGUACUUGUGUUAAAUAAAACACGUUUUGUCUAUGAA